AUGUUGAAGACUUUCGAAAGUAGUACUAUGACCGAAGUACCCAGCAAAUCUCAUGCAGAAAGGUUCCACGACUCAACGACACCACCUAAAUCAUCGUCCGCGAACCCUCAGCCCACACAACAGCCCCUACCCCCUCGUCGUCAGCAAUGGCGUAGCUGCGACUCGUGUAGGCGCGGAAAGAGAGCUUGCGAUGCAGACAAGCGUGCAGAUCUUACAAAUCAAACGUGUUCGAACUGCCUCCGGAAGAACCAAGCCUGCACGUUCAACUGGCUGAAGACAGCUUCCGAGGGCCAUCAAGAGCGGGAUAGGAAACGGAGACGUUCAUCGUUACAAAGUGGUUACGAUCGUGCUGAAGAUUCAGCAUUCACUCGCUCUCUCAGCCACCAUUUUCGAGCCCCGUGCGAUCCUACCAUAAACGGACUUUACGAGAUACCAAAUCGAGUGACACAAUCGCUGUCGUCUCUGGAUCAAGACGACGAACAGGAAGAUCGCUUCGAUAUCACGCAGAACGAGAAUGUGGACAAUGGCUCGAGCGAACCGAUAUCUACUGAUAACCCAAGUGCGGCACGGUCGGAAAAGAGUGACGAACAAGAAUUCUUCGUCUCUUCCCGCGCCCGACGAGACUCAUUAGACGUGCAUCCUUAUGGUCGCAACCGAAAAAUUGACGCCAAUUCUCCAUUGAUGGACAUAUUAUUGGGGGAGAGGACAUCACGAGGUUUUGUAACCAAUGGCUUCUUGCGCAUCUACAACGACAGCAUGGAAAACUCUCUUUCUUGUUGGCUUACAGAACACAACUGUCCGUAUACUAUGACACGCUACAAGCCUUCCAUCCUGUCUGCAAGUAAAGCCUCACGGGAAUGGGGUGGAUCCUGGUCUAACAGGAUGUACAAUCGGGUCAUUCAGCUUGAUCGAGCCUAUGCAACCCUUCUUAUUCGGAAACUAACGCCUGAUGAGGAGCGCAUUGUCUCUAAAGCACUGAACAUGACCAUCAUGUCUUUCGCUUCACAAUGGGCUCAAGCAGGUGAGAGAGGGACUAAAGGUUGUCCGGCAGAUUCCCGUUUCACGGCGGAUGGAUUCCCUCAGUCAAAUGAGUUUGAGCGUUCUAUGCAAGAGACUCUCUGGCACCAAACGUCUGAACUGCUUCAUCGGGCUGCUAGUAUCGACUCUUUUCGCGUGGUCUUUGCCUUGAUCAUCUUCUCGUUGACUCAGCGGCCUCUGGAUACCACACGCCCAUUUCUACGUACCAACUCCAAGCUGGGGACGCAUUACGAGGAGUUCCAAGCUUUGGUCCAGGAUGACGACGCUCCAAUUUUCCUUGAGAUAGCUUUGCGACAGCUCCUAGCUCAACGAAGGAAACUGGAACGGAUAGAACAGCAGAUGGCAAGCCAAAGACGGGGCGAAACAGACCCGCUACGUCAGGAGGAUCGAGAUACAUUCAACUUGUUGUAUUGGUUAGGAGUUAUGUUCGAUACUCUAUCUGCUGCAAUCUCCCAACGCCCGGUGGUAGUCGACGAUGAGGACAGCGAGCUACCACGAUCAAACAACCACGAGUACGGAGAAUCCCUUGUGUGGGCCAGCCCUCCUAGCAUCUACAAUGACCGAUUCACAAUGCCAAAGAAUGAGACUAGUACCUUUGCUAAUGCCCAAACAUCACAACCCUCUGCUGAAGUCAACGAGGUUUGGGGUGAUCUGUUCACACGCUACGGGAGCUUGGAAGUGCACCCUGGAGCAGCGAGAUGGCCAUGUAGCUACAGGCUUGCCGCAUCGACACUCAGCUCUGCCGCACCAGUGAAAGUGCUCUUGUUUCGGCGUGUGGCACAUCUCCAAGCCCUAGUUUCACGUAAAGCUUUACCCGACAGGAUUGAGUCAGGAAUAAACGCCGCAUUCCAAGUAUACAACCACUGGCAUCGUAACUAUGCCCCUUUCUUCUCCGACUGCGUAAAGCAUCACGCCACUCUCCCUGCACGCGUGCAGUCCUGGUACAUUCUCUUAGCAGGACACUGGCAUCUUGGAACCUUUUUGCUUUCCGAUCUUCUCGCAACGAUCGACUCGACCAACCUCUCUUCUUCUAACGAAAGGAUCUGCCGGCAAGCUUCGAAUCUCGUCGCUACGUUGCGCCGACAAAAUGCUCUAGCAGUCGCCGACCUAAGUCUAGCAAGCAUACACAGCGUCAAUGACACAAAGGCAUCAAAAGACUUCCAUUUCGCGUUGAGCCAAGCUGCGCUAUUGACAGAGCCGUGGACAAUUGUCUUCGUACGCUCAUUAUGCAGAGCCGGCUACAUUCUGGUCCAAAUAGCAGCUUCAGAUCCAAAUGAGGAGGAGCGAUCCCAGGCGAGACGGAGAUGCGGCGAUUGCAUCGAGGGUCUCUGGUAUCUCGGUCGUAAAUCAGACAUGGCAUUUCUAGCCGCACGUUAUCUAUCGGAUAUGUUGGAUGAAGCAAUACGCGAUAUGAGUGCACGAACAGUCCCCGAGGAUGAAGGGAGUGAUAGUGUUCCAACAGUGUCAUCGCAUUAUGACACAAAUCCCAGCCCAGGGACCGAUGCAGCGACUGCUGGAUGUCAACAAUCGUUCAGUUCGAUUGGCCCUUUUCCACAAUGGUCAGUUGAUGACCUGAUGGGCGGUUGUCAGCUGGGUGGCAAGCUCAAUGAGUGUGACAUGCUGAAUUUCGAACCUCCGGUAAACGUCGAUAGUGCUGCACUCUGGGACUUUAGUCUCCAGUGCUAG
Molecule: messenger RNA, 2724 nt
Organism: Alternaria burnsii
Lineage: Eukaryota; Fungi; Ascomycota; Dothideomycetes; Pleosporales; Pleosporaceae
Exons: 2
Coding region: 1-2724 (907 amino acids)
Biological process (GO): regulation of DNA-templated transcription
Molecular function (GO): DNA-binding transcription factor activity, RNA polymerase II-specific; zinc ion binding
Source: RefSeq, a predicted model, not a curated record